GUGACUGGGUGCCUCUGCUCUUCUCCACCAGCUUGUCUCUGCAGCACAGAUUCAGUAAGCUCAGACACUGCCAUUCCUUCUCACUGAAGAAGGAGACUCCUUAAUAUCCAGGACAGGCCAACUGCUCCUCAACACAGGGACGUGGUGUGAAGUUUGCAUUUCCUGCAAUACCAGCCUCUCCGUUUUCCUUCCAGCUACAGGGACGGGGAAGGAAGAGGUUGUUCCUGUUGUGUGGCUUGCUGCUGAUCCUGCGACUUGAGCCCAGCACCAGCUGUGGGGAGCCAGCAGCUUUCCUCUUCUCCCUGCCUUCCGUCAGCAUGGACACUUGGAGGAGAGGGUCCAUCAAGUCCACAACGUUCUUCAGACGUUUCUCACUCAGGAGACACAAAAAGCUGGGCAACCAAGUCAUCAUCUUGAAUAAGAACAGCCACACUAUGGACAGUGAUGGACAGUGCCAGAAGAGGGAAGGCUUGAGGGAUCUGAAGGACAAGUCUGACUACCUGUCGUGUCAGAGUGAGCAAAACCUAGCCAAGGCACAGGCACCUCCCAAGCCUCCCCGGCUCUACCUGGACAGCUCUAGCUGCCCCAACAUCAUCGACCGCACAGAUUCUCACUCUGACAUCUCCUUUUCUGGUGCUGCCCAUCAGUACCACAAAGCCACUCAGACCCAGCUCCACAAGGACCAGGAUAAAGACUGUGGGACGGCAGAGACGGGUUCCCAGAACGGCUCCGCUCUUCCCGACCUGUCUGAUCCCCUCCUGUCCUUCAAGGUGGAUUUGGGGCUAUCGCUGCUCGAGGAUGUUCUGCAGACCCUCAGGAAACAGAACCCAAGAGAUUAUGCCAUCUGAAGGUAUUUAUCAAUUAACACAUCCCAUUCCCUUCCUGCUGCUGUCAGGCUCA
Messenger RNA from Apus apus (common swift), 900 nucleotides. RefSeq names its product chromosome 5 C15orf62 homolog (gene C5H15orf62). The record is from RefSeq and is a predicted model, not a curated record. NCBI's taxonomy places the organism in Eukaryota, Metazoa, Chordata, Aves, Apodiformes, Apodidae. The transcript has a single exon. Bases 318 to 848 code for a protein of 176 amino acids.